GCAACAAUUCUUCUGUAACCCUUACCAAUGAAGGUGAUAUAGAGUACCUGGGACAAGUGAACGUUGGAGGACAAGAAUUUACUCUCGUCCUCGACACUGGGUCGAGCGACUUGUGGGUUCACAGUACUACCACCAAAAUAAACAUCACCUCCACUACCGACGAAUACAUCAACCUGACCUAUGGUAUUGGUUCUGCAGCGGGAAAUGUAUCGUACGCACCCGUUACAUUUGGGGGAUAUUCGAUUGACAGUCAAGUCUUGUUGAAUGUCAAUAAGACUGACCAGCAGGACAUCCAGGGUAUCUUUGGACUUGGCUUCAAUGGCCUGUCAGCUAUCUUCACCACAGUCAACGACCUAAAAGCUCGCACACCUGUCGACAGUAUCUUUGCUCAGAACCCCUCCACCUCUAAAUUUAUCGGCCUCUCCCUCGAGCGCACGGCAAAUCAGGAAGAUACAGCCGGGGGUGUGCUGUCCGUUGGCGAGUACGAUCCGCAGUACUCGAACAUAUCUACGAGCGAGAAGCACCCUAUCUUGCCUGCUAACUCGACCCGCUGGACGAUCGCUCUGGACGGGCUGAACGUUAAUGGGAAUAACCUGCAGAUAAAAUCGAAUGUUUCUAGUCAAGGAAAUGGCUCUCCGAUUGCUCUCAUCGACAGUGGCACUAGCUUGGCAUAUAUUCCCACUGAUGCUGUGAAUGCCAUCUACAGUAGCAUUAAUGGGUCUGUGCAUGUCCAAACAACCUCCGGACAAGACUCAUGGUUCGUGCCUUGUUUCGGUCAGGCAAACUUGACCUUUGUCUUUGG
Molecule: messenger RNA, 802 nt
Organism: Serpula lacrymans var. lacrymans S7.9
Lineage: Eukaryota; Fungi; Basidiomycota; Agaricomycetes; Boletales; Serpulaceae
Exons: 3
Biological process (GO): proteolysis
Molecular function (GO): aspartic-type endopeptidase activity
Source: RefSeq, a predicted model, not a curated record